AUGGCUUCAAUGGCUGGAUUGCUAGGCUCUUCUCAAGCUGUCAUGGAAGGCAGCCUUCAGCUUAGUGGCUCAGGCCGCUUUACCACAGCUAGCAGCAGCAAGAUUGCUCUGGCCAGACCAAAUUUCAGCAUUAGAGCCCAGCAAGGGUCAGCUGAGCCAGAAACCAGCCGCCGCGCCAUGUUGGGACUUGUUGCAGCUGGGAUUGCUACAGGUUCUUUUGUUCAAGCCGUACUAGCUGAUGCCAAGCCCAUCAAGGUUGGACCACCACCACCCCCCUCCGGUGGACUGCCUGGAACCUUGAACUCUGACGAGCCAAGAGACCUUGACUUGCCCCUGAAGUCGAGGUUUUUCAUCCAACCAUUGUCACCAGAUCAGGCGGCAUUGAGGGCAAAGGAAUCUGCCAAAGACAUUCUCAACGUGAAGGCGCUUAUAGAGAAGAAGGCAUGGCCUUAUGUCCAAAAUGACCUGCGCUCAAAGGCAGAAUACCUCCGUUAUGACCUCAACACUGUGAUUUCCGCUAAGUCAAAAGACGAGAAGAAAGCCCUGAAGGAGCUCACAGGAAAGCUCUUCCAAGACAUUGGCAAUCUGGACUAUGCAGCAAAGAUCAAGAGCAGCUCAAAGGCAGAAAAGUACUAUGCUGAAACUGUUUCCACUCUGAAUAAUGUUCUUGCCAAGCUUGGUUAG
Messenger RNA from Fraxinus pennsylvanica, 684 nucleotides. The record is from the annotation of a GenBank genome assembly. Lineage: Eukaryota; Viridiplantae; Streptophyta; Magnoliopsida; Lamiales; Oleaceae.